AUGCAAAUUGUUGAAAUGAUGAUUCUUCCAUUAACAAUUUCCUCAGUAAUUUCUGCAUUAGCACAGACACGCCCUUCUGUGGCUGGCAGAAUGGGGUUAUUAACUGUUGCCUAUUAUAUGACAACAACAUUUCUUUCAACUUUUACAGGAAUUUUGCUUGUUUCUUGUAUUCAUCCCGGUGAUCCUCAACUUAUACACGAAUUGGGAGAGGGGACUUUAGAUGACACAGCUUUAUCGCCACUUGAUACAUUUUUGGAUCAAAUUAGAAAUAUGUUCCCAGAAAAUAUUGUCCAAGCAACAUUUCAACAAGUCCAAACUAAUUAUGUUCCAGUCAAGCCCCCAAGAGUUCCCCCUUCCAAACCUUUAUUUAAUUCAACAAACACAACAACAGCAAAAAUACCUCUAAAACCUAUUUUGGAAUAUACAAACGAAGUUAAUGUUCUUGGCCUAUUAGUUUUUUGUACUGGAUUUGGUGUUAUUUUGUCAGUUUUGGGUGAUCAGGCUAGGCUGAUGAUUAAUUUCUUUAUUGUUUUGGAUGCUGUUAUAAUGCGUUGGAUUAGCGCUUUAAUGUGGUGUUACCCAAUAGGUAUUCUCUCACUUGUUUGCAAAAAUAUAGUUGAUAUAGAUGAUUUAACUGCUACAGCUCAGCUUCAAGCAAUAGCUACUGCUUUUGGGACUGCUUCGAGUGGCGCCACACUUCCAGUCACUUUUCGGGCACUAGAACAAAAUUUAAAAAUUGAUAGGCGUGUUACUCGUUUUGUACUUCCUUUGGGUGCUACAAUAACUAUGGCAAUAAUUAAAUUAUAUUUUUUAGAAAUUUUUAUUAUUUUUUUAAAGGAUGGAACAGCAUUAUAUGAAGCUGUUGCAGUUAUAUUUAUUGCACAACUACAUAAUGUCAAGCUUACUGCUUUAGAGAUUUUAACUAUAAGGUUUGGAUGUUUUGACACUUGUUUUAACAACUGUGAUGGUUUUGGCUGUGGAAUUAUUUCACAUUUAACAAAAGAACGCUUACUGGAAAGCGAUACAAAUGAAUUAAUUAAAUACAAUAAUACAAUAAGGGACGAAGAAAAUAUUAAUAAUCCUCCUUUAACACCUAUUGAAAUUGGAAGAAAAACACGUUUACAAAAGCAGAAUCAGUUAACUCCAAUUGCUUUACGUCCUUUACCAUCGCAACAAAAUGCCACAUCAAGCCAAACACAACAACAAACAAACAUUCCCAGUAGAGCAGAUUCUUUAAAACUUCAAUUACCAAAAAUUCUACCUCCACCCUCCCCAUCUUCUCUUCCAAUACCAACUCCAUCAAUUCACAAAUCAACUACAACACUAAUUCCUGGUGAUAUACAAAAUAAACGUAAAGGAAGUCAUCAGUCUGGAAGUACAGAUGAAAGGCGAUCUUUACUUGAUGGAUGUUUUGAAUUUACUGUUUAA
Meloidogyne enterolobii is the source of this 1428-nucleotide messenger RNA. Lineage: Eukaryota; Metazoa; Nematoda; Chromadorea; Rhabditida; Meloidogynidae. The record is from the annotation of a GenBank genome assembly.